AUCAUUUGUUUUUCAAUUGUUGUAGUGCAAGCCUACUAAAGCCCACUAGAUACACUUUCGAUCCAGAAGUCUCUGUAUCACAAGAUGGACGCUUGGAAUUAAUAUCUCUCACAUAUAUAUGCUGACAUGGGUUAUAAGAGGGCACCAGGAGUGGAAGGAAAAGCUUGCCAAAAUCCCCUUCAUCUCAGUUAAUCUGAUAUUGUAAAUUCUUUCUCAGAACCAGGCAUUGUGUAACAGAUUGUGACUGACUAGUUGGUGGAUUCCAGCCUUCUUAGGGCAACUUGUUGAAUAACAAUAACAAAGUCAUUGAUAGGAAGCAGAAAAAGGAAGAAUGAUUUUUACAUCUGGAAUCUAACCAGCAGUAACAUUUUUCUCAGCUUAUUUAGCAUUGUUGAUCAUUAUAACCAAUGAAGAAAUGGCUUGGAAAUGGAUAAAGGUUUUUGCUUAUUUCUCAAUGGCGGUCACCUCUGCUGUGGGUGGGGAGGAAUCAUCCCAAUUCAAGUGUGCAGACUUCAACAACAACACUUGGCUGGAAUACAGACAAGGCACUAAGCUGCAGGUUCAGUACCUUCUCCUGACACGAAAAAAUGCAGACUGUGCCAGCCUCUUUACACAGGACUGCCUCAAUCACACCCAGAAACACACUGCUUACUUCAACCCAUCACUCCCCACUAAAGUCAUCAUUCAUGGUUACAGGGCUCUGGGCAGUAAGCCCUCAUGGGUGAGUGGCUUAGCACAGGCACUACUGCGUGAAGAGGAUGUGAAUGUUUUGGUGGUGGACUGGGUCUAUGGAGCAUCCUUUGCUUAUAACCUGGUCGUAGAGAACUACAAGGAGGUUGCAGUGCAGAUAUCGGUUCUUAUUCAUCAACUUACAAAGUACGGAAGCACUCUGGAGUCUUUCCAUUUCAUUGGUGUGAGUCUUGGAGCACAUGUUUCUGGAUUUGUGGGGACCCUGUUUGAAGGCAAAAUUGGUCGAAUCACAGGUCUGGACCCAGCAGGUCCGAUGUUCAAGAGGGCUGAUCCAUUUGACCGCCUGGAUUCAUCAGAUGCUUUGUUUGUUGAGGCUAUCCACACUGACUCUGACUACUUUGGUAUAUCCAUUCCUGUUGGGCACGUGGACUUCUUUUUAAAUGGUGGAAUGGACCAAGCUGGGUGCGCACGCUCAAGGUUUGCUUCAAUUUUGAUUUACUUUCCAGUGUAUGGUUAUGUCAUUUGUGACCACAUGAGGGCGCUGCAUGUUUACAUGAGCGCCCUGAACAACUCAUGUCCACUCAUUGGUUUCCCCUGCUCCAAUUAUGAGGAAUUCCUGGCAGGAAAGUGCAUCAACUGUGAGGGCCCCUUCAAUGGCACAUGCCCACAAAUAGGCUUGUUAAAGAACAGUGGGAUAAAGGUGUCCCCCCUGCCAAAUCAAGAACGCGUCUACCUCCUGACCACCGCUGCAGCUCCCUAUUGUGCGCAUCACAUCCUUGUGGAGUUGAAGGUUUCCCCUUUAGAUAAAACUGCUGAAGUUCAGCUCUCCCUGAUCUCUGCGGGACACCCAGAGACGGAACUAAAACUCAAGCUAUUUACAGAUGAAAUUGGGUAUAAAAAGGUGACUGCGCACCCAGAAGGCCUGUGUAAAAUUGAGUCAAUGCAGCUGAAAAACUCAGGAGCACGAUUCUACAGACAAGGCGAUAUUCACUUCGAGUAUAUAUGCAUCUCCGAAUUCCCUCAAAACAGAGUGAUGGAUCCAUUAUGUGUGGAGAACAUUCAUAUUGGAAGGGGAGUACCAUGGUCACAUGACUUUGUCCAGGCGUGCUAAAUAAAGAGAUUGCUAUUACACAACACAAGAUCUCCUUAUGAGAGCUGAUGAUUUUAGCAGGUAACCAGCUUGUGCCGAAUAUUGCUAUGUACAGCACAAUAGAGUAGCGAAACUCAACCACACUUGCAAGAAAAGGUCAAAAGCUUGGGUUUGCAAAAUGUAUACAAGAGGACUAAAAUACUUUUAAAUACUCUAUUAAAGAUGUAUUUAUUGUUUUGUUUUUUCACAAAAGUGUUUAAAGUUGUAAAGUUGCCUAUACAGUGUGUAAAAUAGGAUUUCAGAUUUAUUUUUCUUUUUUUUUUGUUGCUAAAACUGCUACAAGGUGUGUAAUAUUAAAAUAUCAGCAGAGAGGAAUUUUAGUUUUAGGGGUUGUUUUUGUGUGUGUGUGUGUGUGUGUGUGUGUGUGUGUGUGUGUGUGUGUGUGUGUGUGUGUGUGUGUGUGUGUGUGUGUGUGUGUGUGUGUGUGUGAGCAUGUAUUUAUCACUUUGUGGGGACCAAAUGUCCCCAUAAGGAUAGUGAAACCCGAAAUGUUUUACCUUGUGGGGACAUUUUGUCGGUCCCCAUGAGGAAAACAGCUUAUAAAUCAUACUAAAUUAUGUUUUUUGAAAAUGUAAAAAUGCAGAAUGUUUUCUGUGAGGGUUAGGUUUAGGGGUUGGGUUAGGUUUAGGGGAUAGAAUAUAAAGUUUGUACAGUAUAAAAACCAUUAUGUCUAUGGAAAGUCCCCAUAAAACAUGGAAACACUACAUGUUUGUUGUGUGUGUGUGUGUGUGUGUGUGUGUGUGUGUGAGCGUGUAUUUAUCACUUUGUGGGGACCAAAUGUCCCCAUAAGGAUAGUAAAACCCGAAAUUUUUGACCUUGUGGGGACAUUUUGUCGGUCCCCAUGAGGAAAACAGCUUAUAAAUCAUACUAAAUGAUGUUUUUUGAAAAUGUAAAAAUGCAGAAAGUUUUCUGUGAGGGUUAGGUUUAGGGGUAGGAUUAGGUUUAGGGGAUAGAAUAUAAAGUUUGUACAGUAUAAAAACCAUUAUGUCUAUGGAAAGUCCCCAUAAAACAUGGAAACACAACAUGUGUGUGUGUGUGUGUGUGUGUGUGUGUGUGUGUGUGUGUGUGUGUGUGUGUGUGUGUGUGUGUGUGUGUGUGUGUGUGUGUGUG
This is a messenger RNA of Xyrauchen texanus (razorback sucker), 2950 nucleotides long. RefSeq names its product phospholipase A1 member A (gene pla1a). Gene Ontology annotation, molecular function: lipase activity; carboxylic ester hydrolase activity. Gene Ontology annotation, biological process: lipid metabolic process. The transcript has 11 exons. The record is from RefSeq and is a predicted model, not a curated record. Bases 416 to 1801 code for a protein of 461 amino acids. NCBI's taxonomy places the organism in Eukaryota, Metazoa, Chordata, Actinopteri, Cypriniformes, Catostomidae.